UAAAAAUAGUAGCGGAUCUUGCACCACAAAUAUCGAGAUUGCCGACCGGCUUGUCAUAGUUACAUUAUCACAGAGGGAGAGGUAGAGAAAGUUAACCAAAGCUGUAGGCAAGGCUAAAAGAAGGGAUUUAUUCCCCACUGCAAAGAGGUAACACCAGGAGAAUCAAAACGACGGCACAGCAAAGUAGCACGCUAAACAACGCUUCGUUCAUGCAGAGUAACGCCAUGGUAUCUUUGAUUACUGAGGGACCCAUGGGUUCAGAGAUUGAGCCUAAGAGCUUGGAGGAAUUGGUUGACCUUCUUGACAUCCCCCAAGAAAGUGAUGAGAUCCAUCAAACAUAUACUACCGGGACUUUACCCAAGUCCCGGGAAUUCCUUACGUUCGGUACAGAAGAUAUGUGGCCUAUUUGACACAGACCUUCCCAACGAAGAUGACCUGUUGAAGUCAUUGACGUUGGAACAUGACAAAAAUGACACCAUCAGCCUUGACACUUCACUGCUAGCCAGUUGCAAUGAAGUAACAUUGGACACACCUACCAUUAAUUUGAAUGCUGGUAUUGGUGAUCUUGGAUUUGAGAAUUUCUUUGAGGACUUUACUGACCUCACUGAUUAUCUUCCAGAGGAAACUCCAAAGGUACAAAUCCUUGGGCCUGUGAAGCCAGUAAAAGAAAAGCCAGUUAAGAGAAACCUUAAACGUCAAAGAUCAGCCAAGGAUGUUGCCCGUGUUACCAUUGAUCAUGAUUAUUCUACAAAGAAGAUUAAGAAAGAGCAUCCUGUGAACAAUGAUGCUCUUAAAACAGAUAACAUUAUCCCGAAAGAUCAGUUGGUUGAUGGAAUGUCUGACAUUGAAAAAUACCAUGAACGCAGAAGGAAGAAUAAUGUUGCUUCUAAAAUUUCAAGAGCAACUAGACGUCAGAAAUUUGCUAGUAUGGACAUUGAAGCGGAGGAAUUGAAAAUUGAAAAUGAAAUAUUGAGAAAGAAAACAGUUGAACUCGAAAAUCUUGCUAAAGUUAUGAAAGACAUGCUGAUACAGAAAAUGUCUUCCUUGAAAUAAACAUAGACAUUGUUUGAUUAUUGAAAUCCUCUUGUUAUAAAAAUGUUGUUCAUUGCUUGCUUAUAACAAUGAACAUCAAU
Molecule: messenger RNA, 1133 nt
Organism: Owenia fusiformis
Lineage: Eukaryota; Metazoa; Annelida; Polychaeta; Sabellida; Oweniidae
Source: the annotation of a GenBank genome assembly